AGUCUUUUAGUACUUCCGCUCUCAAUUAUGCAUCUGCAUUCUCAAUUCUCAUUUUUACAAAAAUUGUGACUAGUUUGGAAUAUAUUUUAAGAAGCGAUAUGUUUGCUUUGGAUCUUUAAAAUCGACCCUCUCUCCUCCACUAAUUACCCAAAAAAAACCUUCAUCAAAACCGAACCAAACCACCGUUGCGCUCACCCACACGCACACAGACCCAUUACGUGACUUCAGCUUGAUACUCUCUCUCUCUCUCUCUCUCUCUCUCUCUUACUUUGUGUGUGAUUUUGGGCUGUUGAAUUGAAAGGGGGGUGGAUUUUGGAUAACCAAGCCCUAAACACUCUUCGUCUUCACCCAACCUGCUGUUCCGCUGUCUCCUCCCCUGAUUUCAGAAACUUCUAAAUUAGAUUCCAUUUUUUCGCGCUUUACCCAUAUAUUAACGCCCUUUCUUGUUUUCCCCUUGUUUUUCUUUCUUUCUUUUCUCUGCGUCUUUCGUAGGGUCCGAUUUUUGUGUUUGCAGGUAAAAGAAACAAGAAGAAGAAGAUCAAAGCCCACCUGCCCAAUGGGGUCUUCCUCCAAACGAAAAUCUUCCAAAAGGAAAAGCUCCAAACUUUCCUCUCAGGCUCAGCGGAAGAAGAGAAGUAGAAGAACUAAAUUGAAGAAACUGCGCCGUCGUGAUGAUUCUUCUUCCGACUCUGGUGACGAUUCGAGAAAUUCAGUCUCCAUCUCGUCUUCUAGCUCCAAGGAUGAGUACAGGAGGGCUCGUUCCCGUACAAGAAGUGAAGUGAAGGGUAGUGGUAGGAAAAGGACUCGAACAAGUUCUUCUAGCCCAGAGAGUAGCGAGGAAAAUUCUCGUCAUGUGAAAAAGAGGAAGGGGUUAAAGAAAAGUGCCAAAUCUGACUCAAAGAAGAAAUCCCGAAAGAAGAAGCGUAAGAGAGAACCUUGUAUUAGUUCCAUUAGCAGUGAUUCGCGGAGCUUCUCUACUAGUCGAGGUGGGAGUAGCACUAGCGGAGAUAGUGAAUUUGAAAGGCCUAGGGCCAGGUCUAGAGGAGAGAGCAAAGAAAAGAGAAACUUGGGUAAGGCAAAAAGCGGAACUAAGAGCAAUAAAAAUAUGUCCAUGAGUUGUUCUCCCAGCAGUAGGUAUAGUGACGGUGUUGAUCAUAAUAGCAAGGAUAUAGUGCCUGUUGAGAACAAUGUGAGGCGCUUGAGAUCAGUUAUUACUGUUGCGAAAUCAUCAGAGCGUGAGGAAGAAGAAAAGGAUGGCCAUAAAGAAGAGAUUGCAUAUGAUCAUGAUGACUACCCAUCUUGUAGAAGCAAUGAUAGUAAUGAAGGGGGUAGCAAGAGGGAGAUAGCUUCUCUUGAUCUUGAAAGUAAGAGGGUGGAAAAUGUGAAGGGGGGAGAAGCGUUAGUUUCUGACAUUCGGGAGGCUAAGAGCCAAAGAAGUGUUAUCCAAGAUUCUCAAAGUAAUUCUCUUUCUGAUGCUGCUGGAACAAAAAAUUACAGUGAGGAAACUAAGGUAGAAGAUUUUCCUACUAUAUCUGGUGCAAGUGGUGAUGAUUUGGAGUCGGUAUUAAGGCUAAAGGCAUUGGAAAAUCUGAAGAAGUAUCGCGGGGUGAGGCUUCAAACAAAUGCAAAGCCUCCUGCUGAUGAGAAAACCAAGAGUGACAGUGAAGUGAAAAGGUUAUCCACUGCAAAGGCUGAGUUUGUUCGAGACGGUUCGUUGAAUUUGGAGGAUCCUAGAGUCGUAGGUGCAACAAGACUACUUGGUCAUAAUCCUAGGUCAAAAAUGGGAAGAGAUUCCUCUUUUUCUAUCACAAGUCAUGGGAAGGGUCAAGAGGGAAAAGGCAUCGUCACUGAACGUGGAAGUGCUAGACAUAGUGUCAUUUGUCCGCCAAAUAAGGUGGCUAUUUCUGGUAAUUCCAAAAAAGAGGAGCCUUCUCCUGUGGGCGAAUCUGAGUUGGGUAAAUCAGGAUUGAGACAAGAAGCUUCAGACACUGUCCUUAAUCAGACACCAAAGGCAAACAUAUUGGUGACUGAAAAUGAUGUGGAGAAGAGUUCAGUCGAAACAUCUAAAACUGUGGGUCAGACAGGUUGUAUUCAAGAUGGAGUUAACAAUGUGGGCGAAUCUUCUACUUGUCAGCCUUCCUCUUCCCUUAAACCCACUUUGGAAGAACAAAUACCGAAAGAUCAGCAAGGCGGACAAUUCGAGCAGAAGACGAUGUCUGUAAUGAGAGGUGGUGAAAUGGUAGAGGUGAGCUACAAGGUUUAUAUCCCCAAGAAAGCUCCUGCUUUGGCUAGAAGGCAUCUCCGGCGGUGAUCUCCUAUUUAUGCUUCUGGUGCUAAGAGGAUGCAUGUGGAAAGGUUCCGCAUCACAGGACAGGCUGGCAGUGAUUGACUCCGAAAGAAAGAUGCACAUAUUGAUUAAACUGGAGGGUUGGAGUCUUUAAAGUGAUGAGUUAUCGACCUUAAAUAGAUCUCACCAGAAUGCUUCAUAAACGAGCAACCUCUGAAUUAUUUCAAUGGGUUUUGUGAGUAUUAUCAAAAAGUGGACACAUAAAUUUUGUUCAAUAAGACAACUAUGUUGUCACGGAGUUCAUCCUGGAACCAUUAUGUUCAUAUGUGAUAUGACCUUCCAUGGAAGUUCCAUCGCUGCAAACAAGUUUGAAAUGUGUUCCUUGUCAUGAUGGUACAUUUUCUCUUAGAGAUUAGUGGGUAUGUCUUUAGUUGUUUUGCUAUGCCUGUUCUUAUUUUCAUUGAAACAAGAUAGAGAUGUAAUUGACAGCUGCAACUUCAACUCGAAGUGCUGAGUGCAUCAAAGCUUUUGUCAUGUACCAGAAUUCGGCAUACUGUUUCUCGUUAUGUUAUUAAAAUUCAAUUUAAGAUAUCAAA
Molecule: messenger RNA, 2883 nt
Organism: Rhododendron vialii
Lineage: Eukaryota; Viridiplantae; Streptophyta; Magnoliopsida; Ericales; Ericaceae
Exons: 3
Coding region: 557-2311 (584 amino acids)
Source: RefSeq, a predicted model, not a curated record